AUGGCUCCCGCGGCCGCCGGCCCCCCGGAGGUGGUGCGCGCGGCUCAGAAGGACGACCACUACCGCGGGGGGCUGCGGAGCGCGGCGGGCGGCGCCCUGCACAGCCUGGCGGGGGCGAAGAAGUGGCUGGAGUGGAGGAAGGAGCUCGAGCUGCUGUCAGAUGUCGCCUACUUUGGCCUCACCACACUUGCAGGCUACCAGACCCUCGGGGAGGAGUAUGUCGGGCUCAUCCAGGUGGACCUGUCCCAAAGACAAGUGCCCUCAAGGCUGCGCCGUGGCGUGCUGGUCGCACUGCACACCCUCCUGCCCUACCUGGUGGACAAGGCCCUGCUCCACCUGGAGCACGAGCUGCAGGCCGACGGCAGCGGCCCCUGGGCGUCGCAGGGCAGCCUGGCACCCUGCGUGCGAGGCCGGUCCAGAGCCAGGCGCUGCGUGCGCCGGUGGGUGGCUGGCCUGGCAGAGCAGCAGAGGAAGACGCUGCUGAGGGCCGUGCUGGUGUUCAGGCAGGGCCUGGGCUGCCUCCAGCGGCUCCACCUCGCCUGGUUCUACAUGCACGGCACCUUCUACCAUCUGGCCAAGAGGCUCACGGGAGUCACCUACCUCCGCAUCCAGCACCCGCCAGCAGAGGACCUGAGGGCUCGUGCAAGCUACAGGCUGCUGGGGGUCAUCUCCCUGCUGCACCUGGUGCUGUCCGUGGGCCUGCAGCUCUACGGCCUCCGGCAGAGGCAGCGCGCCCAGCGGGAGUGGAAGCUGCACCGCAGACUGUCUCGCCGCAGGAGCCACGUGGAGGAGAGAGCGGUGUCCAGAAACUCCCUGUGUACCCUGUGCCUGGAGGAGCGCAGGCAUUCGACAGCCACACCUUGCGGCCAUCUGUUCUGCUGGGAGUGCAUCACCCAGUGGUGUGACAACAAGACGGAGUGUCCCCUGUGCAGGGAGAAGUUCCCUCCCCAGAAGCUCGUCUACUUGCGGCACUUCCGGUGACCAGAGGACAGGAGCCCAGGAGUCGCCUAUUAGGAGAAAACUUAAUUGAUUCUUAAGAUUAACUUGACUUACACAGAAAUCAUAAAACCCUCUGAUUUUCUAUCUCGGUUGCAUAAGGUGCUGUGUCAGCAGCUCAGAACAGACGCUGAACGGCCGUCCGAGGCCUCCAGGGCCGGUCUGGGGGGCCCCACCCAGCUCAAGUCCCGAGCCUGCAGGCCGUGUGGACACCCCUCUCUGGCCCCUGCAGUACAACAGCCAGUUCUGCAGGAACGCCCUUCCCUUCCCAAAUCACACAGCUGAGGACACAUUAGAAACAGGCUGGACAGUCUUCAUUUCCACGAUGAGAAAAGGAGCCAACCCCUGGUGGGCAGGAAGGGUUUGGUUGAAUGAGCAGAGAAUGUCACUGUUUUCGGGGUGUGGUCAGCCCCACCUGCAAACCUCACCUGUCACCACACCCAGCUGCUAAGGGACCAGGCACAUCCACGCACAGGAGGACCCGAGGCUCUCGCCCUGCACCCCGGGCUCAGCACAUCCCUCCUCGCAGGCGAGUCUGCGUCCUGGGCCGUGCACACUGAGGGGUCCCCUGCCACCCAGGUCCUGGUGGGGCAGGGCCAGCUUGAGUGAGUUCUGUCUUCCUAACCCUAAGUCACAAGCCACCUGUCAGAGGCUCUAUGUCAGCCUAUUUCCUGCCAUAUUUUGCUCUUCAGGUUUUUAAAAUCCUAACUUGUAUGGAGGCAGGACCCGCACAGGCAUCAGUGAGGAACGAAUCCCCCAGAAGUGUCAGUGCUCUGAGCACCGUGAGGCUGAGGUGAAGCCCAGGUGUCACCAGGCUGGUGCCGCAUGCCCUUGCCAGGACCUGUCUGAGGUGGCAUCCCUGUGAGGAGUGUGCAGCUCAGGCUGGUGGCAGAGGCCUGUGCAGGCCACUCGAGUAUAACUUAGCAGCUAUCCAGCAGCAGUGACUGCUCUGUUCUUGGUGACAAAGGUCAGCUGCCAGGACAGACCACCGUGACCAUGGGCCAGACUGAGCAGCAGCCUGACAAAGAGGCCAGAGCAGGUCACCACCGGUCCCUAAACCCUUCCCUUCACUCCCAUCCGACCAAGUGCACACGACACCCAUCAAUCACGUCAGGCCUGGGCAUCUGCUAGGGAACGUGUGCUAGGUACAAGCACCUUGAGCUUGACCCCAAGUGCUGGCACGACCCUGCAGUGACUCAGUGCCGUCCAGACGUGGGGCUACAACCAGCAUGUGGAAGAGGUCUAGCCCUGGCCGGGCGGCUCAGUGGGUUACAGCAUCAAAAAAGUUGGGUUCACCCUGGCCAGUUUGGCUCAGUGGUUGAGCGUCAGCCU
Molossus molossus (Pallas's mastiff bat) is the source of this 2328-nucleotide messenger RNA. RefSeq names its product peroxisomal biogenesis factor 10 (gene PEX10). The record is from RefSeq and is a predicted model, not a curated record. Bases 1 to 981 code for a protein of 326 amino acids. The transcript has 6 exons. Gene Ontology annotation, cellular component: peroxisomal membrane. NCBI's taxonomy places the organism in Eukaryota, Metazoa, Chordata, Mammalia, Chiroptera, Molossidae. Gene Ontology annotation, molecular function: zinc ion binding; hydrolase activity. Gene Ontology annotation, biological process: protein import into peroxisome matrix.